This is a messenger RNA of Mesorhabditis spiculigera, 993 nucleotides long. The record is from the annotation of a GenBank genome assembly. Lineage: Eukaryota; Metazoa; Nematoda; Chromadorea; Rhabditida; Rhabditidae.
AUGGUUGAUCCGUCGUGGGUGCGUGGCGUGACGCACUGGAUCGAAAUCAGCCUCUGCCUCGUCACGCUCAUCUUCAACCUAUCCCUCAUCUGUCUCAUCCUCACGACAAAAUCCAAGGUUUUACAUGGAUAUAAAUAUCUUCUACUCUUGUUCUCGCUAUGUGAACUCGGCUUUUCCAUUACGCAUAUGCUCAUGGAACCGAUCCUGCUCGUGAUCGGCAACUGGGUCGUAUUUUUCGGCUAUGGCGCGAUGGGAGCCCAUCCUGCCGGACCACCGCUAAUGUUUUUAUGGAUAUCUUUUCUAUCACAGAUUGUCCUUUGCCUCACCCUACACUUCGUCUAUCGCUAUGUAAUGGUUGUCAAAACGGAGUGGGCAUUCUUGUUCAAAUCAUGGCAUCUUCUUUUCCUGCUAUUCUCGCUGUACGCCGGCUUCUCGCUGGCUCUUUUCGUGAUUCCGGUUUUGUAUUCCACCCCUGACAAACAGCUGGUACCCCAACUUGGCGAGCGCCUCGCCUCAAUGGGGUUGUCGCAGCAGGACGUGACCGUACUUGGCGCGCCAAUUAGCAAAGCUACAAUAGAUGGCGAUCGCGAGUACAACACCUUUUUCUUGGGCCUCGCCGCCACGGCGCUGGCCGUCAAUAUGGCCGUAAUUUCUGAAAGGACGCGCCCACAGCAGCGCCAAUUGUUUAGAGCAUUAGUGGUACAGACCACCGUCCCAAUGGUGUGCAUUUUCAUCCCAGCAAUCGUUUUUGCGCUCGGCUCAGUGUUUGAGAUUGACGUAGGCGUUGCAUAUUUCCCGCUCUUCACCCUAUUUGUGGUAUUCCCGGUGCUAGAUCCGCUGAUCAUAGCCUACUUCAUCACCGACUACAGACGCACAUUGAAGGCGUUCGUCUCGCGCGUCACCCAUGUAUUUGACUAUGAACAAUCGGAGAGCUCCCUCCAGGACGAGCCGCUCAACGCGUCGCAUGACAAAGGAGACUUUCCUGUGCCCCUG